This is a messenger RNA of Fundulus heteroclitus (mummichog), 624 nucleotides long. RefSeq names its product glycine N-acyltransferase-like protein 3. The record is from RefSeq and is a predicted model, not a curated record. NCBI's taxonomy places the organism in Eukaryota, Metazoa, Chordata, Actinopteri, Cyprinodontiformes, Fundulidae. Bases 83 to 589 code for a protein of 168 amino acids. The transcript is spliced from 3 exons. Gene Ontology annotation, molecular function: glycine N-acyltransferase activity. Gene Ontology annotation, cellular component: mitochondrion.
UUUGCAAACGAUGGAGCUAUUCUCAUGGAGACAAUAAGGAAAGCCUCGGUACUUGACUGGAACAGGGAGCAGUCUUCCCAACAUGGAGAUCGUCAAAGCAGUUGCAUCAGAAAAAAACGUUCCCAGCAACAUACAGGCAGUUUGUCACAGGAUGAUGCUGGAUGAUGCAUCCAAGCUUCGCAGAGUAGACUGCUCAGGGAUCUGCCUCAAGUCCCUGGACGAAUCCCACGUCGACUUGGUGACCCGGACGUGGAAGUUCGCAAGGAACCGGGAGGUCGUCGGGAUGAUCCGCAACAUGGCUCGCAACUUCCCGUCCUGCUGCGUGCUGGAUGCCGAAGGAAAGCCCGUCUCCUGGAUUCUGACCUAUGUGUCCGGCGCCAUAGGAGUGUUGUACACUUUGCCAGAGCACAGAGGGAAAGGCUACGCUAAAGUCCUGAUCAGCAGCAUGGCUAAGAAGUUCUUUGGUCACGGCUACCCGGUGUUCUGCUUCAUAGAGGAGGAGAACCUGGUCUCCUACCAGCUCUUUAAAAGCAUGGGCUUCUCCGAGGAUCCCUCAUAUAGAGCAACGUGGUCCGAAUUCAAUUUUUAAAUGUUCCAAUGACAAAAACUAAGCUUAUAAAUAAC